This is a messenger RNA of Notothenia coriiceps (black rockcod), 1070 nucleotides long. It is a transcript of the gene atxn7l2a, whose product is annotated as ataxin 7-like 2a. Lineage: Eukaryota; Metazoa; Chordata; Actinopteri; Perciformes; Nototheniidae. The transcript has 9 exons. The record is from RefSeq and is a predicted model, not a curated record. Bases 1 to 1035 code for a protein of 344 amino acids.
AUGUGGCACCAUCUCAUCUACAUCUUUGUUCAGAGAGAUACUGACAACCUGCAGGAAUCUGGAACAAAGAGCAGGAGGCGUCACCAUCUGCUGCUCCAGUCUAAAGCCCACAGACAUUCCCCGCUGGAGAAGCCCUCCCACAGCACAGAGUCCCCAGUGUUCAAGCAGCCUCCGCCUCUGGAACCUCCUAUAAGCUCCCCCCCGCCAUCACUCAGAGAUCCGCCCUGGCCGCAUGGAGGCACCCCCCCGCCUGGUAGGCCUCCACCCAGUGAUAGGUCCCCCACCCAGAACCAGAAGAAGGACUCCCCCCAGAACUCGGGAAUUCCAAACCACCGGGUCCCCAGACCCUACAACAAAGUGGCCUCCAAGAGGGAGUGUGACUUGGACAAACACUGCGGCGUCCUUGACCCUGACAGGAAGAAGGUCUGCACCCGCCUCCUGACAUGCAAUUUCAGUAGAAGGUUGAGAGGAUUAAUUUCAGGAUCCAGUCCUUUCACCUUUGAUUUUGACCCAGUCCGUACACAUGACAGUGGAAAAAUUCACUCCAUCCACCAGCGGAGGAAAGUGAUGGGGCGCAGCAAGAACUUUGACCAGCUAGUGGCAGAACUGAAGACCAAGGUCCGUGAAAAAGGGGCCCAAUCCCUGGAUGGAAACUCCCCCAGCCCAGAGGCCCCCGUGGAACAGACGGGGGCCCCACACUGCAGGAGACCCAUGGCCAGCCUCCCUGCGUUCAGUCAGCCUUCUUCUGUGUCGGAGAGCAACACAGAGGAUGAGCAGCAGGACGAGGGGGGGGUCCGAGCCCCCUCACCUCUGGUCCAUGGAAACAUUUCCAGUGAUGAAAGUGAGGCAGAGGGACCCGAGGAGCCCGUUGAGUUCCCAUCUUCUGCUGCACAUCCCAGACCUCUAGCGGUAUGUUCAUUUGGCAGCCAUGCUUUGGGUCACGGCAUCUACACGUUUGACCGCAGACUCCACCACCUGAGGUCGGCUCUAAGCAGCAUGCUGGAGCAGCACAUCAGCGCACACCUCUGGAAGUAAAUACCUCAAGCCACCUGACUUCACUCUCCACCUCC